This is a messenger RNA of Schistosoma curassoni, 753 nucleotides long. The record is from the annotation of a GenBank genome assembly. NCBI's taxonomy places the organism in Eukaryota, Metazoa, Platyhelminthes, Trematoda, Strigeidida, Schistosomatidae.
AUAAUUCAUAAAGAAAAAAAGCAAGAAAAACAAAGAGAAAAACAAAGAGAGAAGUAAAAAAAGUGUAGAAUAUAAUAUUUAGUCAUAUUAUGUUUAAGUAUAAUUAAGAUUUUUGUUAAUCAUUAUAAAUAUGAUAAGUAUUUGUACGGUUACUAAGUAACGUUUCAAUGCUAUUAGUUACAAGCAUAAUUGACAAUGAUGAUAAUGAUGAUGAUGUUACAAGCUAUACAUCAUCGAAUAAUUCAUCUGAAACAAAAUUAAUCAAAUCAUCACAACAUAGAACAAAGUCACGUAGAUCAGUUAGCGCCGGUACACGAAGAGAUAUCAAUGAUGAUAAAAGUAAUAGAUCAAAACAAUCAGUAAUGAAUAAUAACAAUCAAAUAUCAUCAUUAAUGAAUAGACGACAAUAUAUUGUCAAGCCAAUAGUUGGCACAAAUAACAUUAGGAAUUAUUAUCAAAAUGAUUAUUAUUCAUAUUCGGAUAGUUAUGAAAAUGAUCAUAAUGGUAUAAUAAAUGAUACAAUAAUGGGUAAAAAACGUCUUAUCACUACAUUACAACAUGCUAAUGAAACAGAUAAUUAUGUACCAAAAGCUGAAGAAGAUAGUUUUCCAGAUAGAUCAUUUUCUAUUAUAAAUGAAAAGAAUCAGUUGAAUAAUUCAAAUGGGUUGAUUUCAUCAGAUCAAGAAAACGGUAAGAGGAUGUUGAUGAUGAUGAUGAUGGUGAUGAUGAUGAUGAUGAUGUAAUCAAUGUGAC